Chrysoperla carnea is the source of this 2170-nucleotide messenger RNA. It is a transcript of the gene slmo, whose product is annotated as protein slowmo. NCBI's taxonomy places the organism in Eukaryota, Metazoa, Arthropoda, Insecta, Neuroptera, Chrysopidae. Gene Ontology annotation, biological process: phospholipid transport. The transcript has 4 exons. The coding region runs from base 173 to 718 and encodes 181 amino acids. Gene Ontology annotation, cellular component: mitochondrial intermembrane space. The record is from RefSeq and is a predicted model, not a curated record. Gene Ontology annotation, molecular function: phosphatidic acid transfer activity.
AGCCAUUUACUCUUUGUAGGUAGUUAAUCGUAACCGUACAUUAAAUGUUGAGUUGAACACCAUCCCGUAGUCAGUUUGCAUUAGUCAAGCAUUGUGUUGUGAAUACCUGUAUAUAAAAUUUUUCAUUCAUCUCGAAUUAAUAUUUGGAAUAUUAGAAUAAAUUGAGAACAGCAUGAAGAUUUGGACUUCGGAGCAUACAUUCAAUCAUCCUUGGGAAACGGUAGCACAAGCAGCCUGGAGGAAAUAUCCAAAUCCAAUGAAUCCAGCUGUGAUUGGAACAGACGUUGUAGAAAGAAAAGUUGUUGAUGGUAUUUUACAUACACAUAGACUUGUCAGUUCGAAAUGGGGUUUUCCUAGAUGGGUUUCAGCUAUAAUCGGUACUGCCAAAAUAUGUUAUGCAAGUGAACGUAGUGAAGUGGAUCCAAAUGCUCGACAAAUGACAUUAAAAACAAUAAAUUUAACAUUUGGACGAUUUAUAGCUGUCGAUGAAACAGUCAAAUAUUUACCACAUCCAAACGAUCCAAAUAAAACAUUAUUACGACAAGAAGCUGUUGUAACUGUUGAAGGUGUCCCAUUAAAUCAUUACAUGGAGGAUUUAUUAACGAAUAAAAUUUCAUUAAAUGCUGGAAAAGGUCGUCAAGCAAUGGAAUGGGUGAUUUCAAAAAUCAAUUCAGAAGUAACAGAACUUGCAACGUCCGCUGUAAAAACAUACAUAUAAUUAAAACGAGUAAGAAAAUAAUGCCAACUCUGAGAAUAUUCGAAUUCCUCUGAUAAGGACCACUCCACCAAUUUCAACUGACGGUAUAAGAGAUCACGACGCGUUCAAGACUGCAUGAUAUUUUGUUUUUGCGUGAUAAUACUAAUAAGUCAUAAAUUCCACAUACUAAUAAUAACCAUCCAAAGAAUUGAAUUCUUUACUUAUAUUACAGUGUUUAUUGAAUUGUCUGUGAAAAUAAUUUACAGGAAUGAUUUUUUAGAUUAUUUCAUACCGAAAUAUUUGAAAGACGUGAAAAGUACGGAAAAAUACUGCUAAAGUGGAAUGAAUACUGAGGAUCACAUAAGAUUAAAAGUUUUAUUUAUUAGCUUUAAUACUUUACUUGUAGAGUAAAACCCUUAUCAGUAAUUGAAUACUGCCAUAUUAUAUCAGAAAAGACAGUAGAGCAGAUUAAAAUUUUGAUAAUUAUUAACUAUUUAAUAGAAUUUAAAGGAUUGCAUUUUAUCAAAAUUGACUGCUCUCUUGAAUGCGGCUAUACAUUUACUUAAACCUCGGUGAUCAAUCAAUUGGCUUACGAUAAGGGUCACACAUAGGUAAAUCUAACCCAAAAUAUCCUCAAAGAUCACUUCGGAUAGAAAAACGAAUAUAAUAUUGAAAUUAUGCAUACUUAAGAUAUUAACGAAUAUAGAUGAAAUCUUGGCUAAAAAUUCACUUUGAUUUAAAAUUUGCUAAAAACAAAUCGUGUUGAAAUAGUCUCAGGUAUACAAUUCCUUGAAUUUAGUUCUAUAUAUCAAAGAAAAAAAAAUCUAGACUAAAACGGAAUGAUUAUAAAACUUAAACAUCAUUUGGUUUUUAAAUUAUCUCCCAAAAUCACGCAUGCGUUCAGAGUUCUUACUGGUUUGUAUAUGUGUGCAAAUAUUAACUGUAGAUAUUCCAAUCAGGACUUUGUUCUUCGCAGUUUAAAGAGAUGCCAAACGAUGUUAAAUGUUAAAGCGAAUUAUAUAAGCUUGUGAAAGUAUUUACCAUGAUAGUAAAUGCUUUUCACGCUAGUAAGUAGUUCGGGAGCGUCUUUCCUGCUGAUGUUUCCAUCCAAAGUAAUGGUGGCGCUUUCGUAUCGGCCGUUUUUCUUUAUGUAUUACAGUAUAUGCAUUCUGUUUAAAUGCAUAUAAAAGUAAAGUUGGCCGCCAUUAAGAUAACUGAAAACCGUGAAAAACAAAGACCAGUUAAAACAUGUGUGUUUUUACAAUGAUUAUCCGUUCAUCAUAAAUAAUUUUUGUGGAAUCUGACACGAUGAUUUAAUUGGUUUCAUCAUCACUCAGGUACAAAUAAUUAAAAUAAUUGAAUGUGUUAAUUUAUAAAUACGUGUGAGAUUAUGAUAGAUAACCUUUAUUGUUAAGUAAUUUAAAUUAUAGUUCAAGAACUGACAACGAAUUCGUAUGAAAUUAUUAAAAAACG